AUGGUGGAAACGGGAAACCAGAACCCCCAGCCACCGCCUCCACGGCCACCUCCGGGACCAUCUCAACCGCUUGGUGCUUCAAAAGGUCCCACGUAUCCGCCUGCGGAGCAACUGGGGCAGCUUCACUACUGCAUCCACUCCAAUCCUUCAUGGCCCCAGACAGUCCUUUUGGCUUUUCAGCAUUACAUUGUUAUGCUAGGAACAGCAGUCUUGAUUGCAACUGCCCUUGUUCCUCGAAUGGGUGGUGGCCCUGGUGACAAAGCUCGUGUUAUUCAGUCGAUGAUUUUCAUGUCUGGAAUAAAUACACUUCUCCAGACUUUGUUUGGCACAAGGCUUCCUACAGUAAUGGGUCCAUCUUUUGCCUUUGCAUUAUCUGUACUCUACGCCAUAAAUGACUUCAACGAUACCAUCUUUAACAAUGAGCAUGAGAGAUUUUCUCACACUAUGAGAUCUAUUCAAGGAUCAAUGAUUAUUUCAUCAUUUCUGAAUAUAGUGACCGGAUAUGGCAAGGCAUGGGGUCAUCUUUCAAGGUAUUUCAGUGCCGUUGUUUUGGUGCCAGUGGUCUGUGUGGUCGGUUUGGGUUUGUUUGCUAGAGGCUUCCCUCAGCUUGGUAACUGUGUGGAGAUUGGCCUGCCUGCACUGAUUCUUCUGGUCAUCAGCCAACAAUAUCUGCAACGCAUUCAUCCGGUCACUAAUGCGAUACUUGAGAGAUUUGCUUUGCUCUUAUGUGUUGGUUUGGUCUGGGCUUUUGCUGCCAUUCUUACUACCGCCGGUGCUUACAACAACGUUGGGGAGCAUACGAAGAUUAGUUGUCGUACAGACCGAUCUUACCUGAUAUCAUCUGCUCCAUGGAUCAAGAUUCCAUACCCCUUCCAGUGGGGAACCCCAAUAUUCAGAGCAGCCCAUUUGUUUGGAAUGAUCGGGGCUUCACUUGUUUCAGCUGCAGAGUCAACUGGGGCAUAUUAUGCUACAGCCAGGCUUUCAGGUGCUACAAUCCCUCCUGGACAUGUUGUGAGCCGAAGUGUUGGUUUACAGGGCAUUGGUCAAUUACUAGAUGGGAUUUUUGGAUCUUUGGUUGGUUCUACAGCAUCUAUAGAAAAUGUUGGUCUUCUUGGGCUUACUCGUGUCGGGAGCAGAAGAGUUGUCGAGAUAUCAACUGCAUUCAUGAUAUUCUUCUCAAUAUUUGGAAAGUUUGGGGCCUUCUUUGCAUCAAUUCCUUUACCAAUCUAUGCUGCUAUAUACUGUGUGCUUUAUGCCAUUGUUGCUGCGACCGGUAUAUCAUUCAUCCAAUUUGCAAACCCGAACUCCAUGCGCAACAUUUACAUAAUAGGCAUUUCGUUGUUCCUGGGGAUAUCGAUACCACAGUACUUUAUCAUGAACACUGAUGGCAAUGGCCAUGGACCUGUCAGAACAGCUGCUGGAUGGUUUAACAACAUUCUGAAUACCAUAUUCUCGUCACCUCCUACUGUGGCAAUCAUUGUUGCAACGCUUCUCGAUAACACCCUAGAAGCUAAGAAGACGGCUGCCGAGAGAGGGAUACCUUGGCUAGCACACUUUCAGAAGCGGAAUGGAGACAGCAGAAAUGAGGAGUUUUACAACUAUCCUCUUAGAAUAAAUGAGUAUAUCCCAUCAAGAUUUUUGUGA
Oldenlandia corymbosa var. corymbosa is the source of this 1644-nucleotide messenger RNA. The record is from the annotation of a GenBank genome assembly. NCBI's taxonomy places the organism in Eukaryota, Viridiplantae, Streptophyta, Magnoliopsida, Gentianales, Rubiaceae.